Acanthochromis polyacanthus (spiny chromis) is the source of this 7861-nucleotide messenger RNA. Its product is annotated as calcium-activated potassium channel subunit beta-4. Gene Ontology annotation, cellular component: voltage-gated potassium channel complex; membrane. The record is from RefSeq and is a predicted model, not a curated record. Gene Ontology annotation, biological process: potassium ion transport; detection of calcium ion. Bases 2635 to 3591 code for a protein of 318 amino acids. The transcript has 4 exons. Gene Ontology annotation, molecular function: calcium-activated potassium channel activity; potassium channel regulator activity. Lineage: Eukaryota; Metazoa; Chordata; Actinopteri; Pomacentridae.
UUUGCUUUUUAAGGAAUACUAUAAUAAAUAAUAUCCACGUUAAUUUGUAUUUUAAAUAAAAAUUUUACAUAAAUGUGAGUUUUAAUAUGUUCUAUGGAUUUAAAUCAGCUAAAAAUAUCAGUAAAUUAAAAAUAUUUGCUGUUUUUUUUAACUGUUACAUAUUUUUUGGUACUUUUGCUGCCAGAUUAAAUUUUUUUCCCCCGUUUUUAUUUUUUUUAGAUCAGAGUUCUUCAUCAGAUCAGUCUGCUGCUUCAUGUUAAAUCUAAAUAUUGUUUGAUGGUAAAUCUCGUUUUUUUUCUGCUGUUUGUUUGUAGAUUUCCCUCCAAAUGUUCCUCUCCUCGGAGCUUUUCUUUGUUUUCGGCUUUAAAUCCGACACCAACUGUCUGCUGGCUGUCCAUCGGCUCCUUUUCAUUCUGACGUUCUGCUGACGUUCUGCUGGGGUUCUGCAGGAACACGAGGCCGAUGUCCGUUAUCAUUUCUAAUCUUUUGAUCUGCACAGACCAUAAUAAUCCGCCACAUGCCUCCCUGAUUAUCGACGUAACAGAUAAACCCUGCAGGUCGACGAGGUUUAGAGGCUGCAGAGAAAACCACCGUUUUAUCGUCUGGUGUUCAGAAUUCACCGUAAAGUCUGAAAAAAACGAAAGAAAAAGACGUAAAACAUCCAGCAGGGUUCAAGUUUUACCAGAAAACUGCUUUAAGACUUUAUUUAGACGACAGUUUGCAUCUUUAACGGAAAUCAAAGCGUUUUACCUUCAGAACAGCCUCAGUUCUCCUCAGUAAACCUGCUGGUUCUGGUUCAGACCAGUUCAGACCGGUUUAUAGUGGUUCAGACCAGUUCAGACCGGUUUAUAGUGGUUCAGACCGGUUUAUAGUGGUUCAGACCAGUUCAGACCGGUUCAGACCGGUUUAUAGUGGCUCAGAGUGGCUUUAUGGAGGUUUUACGUUGGAUCUGAACUAAUUUUACUUGUUGAGUUUUACUAAUUCUAGAUUUGUUUUUUAUUUUAUCUUAGACUGGUUUUGGAGUUGGUUUUAGACUAGCUUUAAGACUUGGUUCCAGACUUGGUUAAGACCACUUUUGGACUACUUGUAGAUUCUUUAGUUUUAGUUCUUUGGGACUUAGUUCCGGAGUUUUGUUUUGGACUGAUUUUAGACUCUUGUGGUCCGGCUUUAGACUGGUUUAGACUUGGUCCAGGAGUUGGUUUUAGAGUCAUUUUAGACUGGUUGAACUUGGUCUUGGAACUGGUUUUAGACUGGUUUCAGACUUGGUUUUGGAGGUCUCUUGCAACUGGUUUUCGACAUGGUCCUGGAGUUAGAGUUAGACUGGAUUCAGACUGGAUUUUAGAUUAGUUUUGGACAGGUUUUAGUUUAAUUUUUGACAUGGUUUUGGACUGGUUUUAGAGUGGUUUUGCAUCUAGAUAAAUUUCGGUGCUUUGUGUCUCUUUUGUCAGUUUGUGUUUCGUUUCAGUCAUUUUGCACUUUUUAUUGUGAUUUUUAUUCACUCUGUGGUUGUUUUUGUUGGUUCUGUGGUUGUUUUUGUUGGUUCUGUGGUUGUUUUUGUUGGUUCUGUGGUUGUUUUCGUGUCUCAUGUCUACAUAAAUAUUGAAGCUGAGGUUCUUCCAACCUGUUGGAUCCCUCAGUUCUACUAGAACCAGAUAAAGGAGGUUCUAAUCCACAGUAGAUGCUAGCAGGUUCAAUUAGAACAUGUUUUUUAUGUUUCAACACCUAAAAUGAAGCUGGACUUUAGGAACAGAUAAACAGAAUCUAUCUCUGUGGUUCUCUAAAGCUGACUGAGAACCAGAGGAUGUUUCAUGUGUUCUGCUUCACUAAGAGGAUUAUCUCAUCCAGCAUGUAACAGAACAACACAAAUCUGGAUUCAGUCGUCAGAGAGACGAAUGAAACCAUAGAAACCUGCUGGAGGCCGCGUCACAUGACCAGAAGUAGAACCACCGGAGUUCUGGUUGGACGGGUUCUAGUCAGAACUUCGUGUUUAUGGAGAUGAUUUCAGCGAACGCCAAAGUUCUAAAAAUAAACUAAACCAGAUGACGUUCUACGAUAACAGAGGAGGAACGUUUUCAAAUCGGCGUUAAAAAAAGUUCUCCAGAUGUUUUUGAGGCUUAAGAUGACAGAACGUUCUUUAUUAGACGUUCCUGUAACGUGAUAUAUUAACAAAGUGGAACUUCCUGUCUGAGAUUUUAAGGAACACAUUAAAGAACGUUCUGCUAUAAAGCGCUGUUCCACAUUAAUGAUAGAACAACGUUCUCCAACCAACGAAAGAGGAAUGUUCUUAAGAUUUGAUAAAGGUGGAACAUUCUGGCUGCAACGUUCUAGGGAUUUUGCUGAGGGAACACAGUAAAGGAUCUAUGAAAUGUUCUCAGUGUUCCAACAUUUGGUCUGGAGAACUCUGAGGCAGAACAGUUUAAAAUCAUCAAACAUUUUUAGUUCUCCUGCUUUUUAAGAAGAACAUUCUGGGAGCCUCCUGCUGUAGAUGCUACCGGAACCUUUGCAGAACCUUCUCAGAACCUUGCUAUAUGUGCUGUGAGCAUCUUUAAAGUGCAGAUUGUUUUUGUGGAACCUUUCCUCGCAGAAGAUUUUUGUUUUGUUUUUUUACAGUGAAGAUGAUGAAGGUGAGCAGAGAUGAAGAGGAACCAGGAAGGAGGUCAAGAAGAUGAGGAGGAGAACAGAAGGAACCAGAAGCCACCAGUUCCUCUCCAGGAGAACAGCGCCUCCUCCUCCUCCAUCCCCCGGUGCUCCUCCUCCUCUCCAUGCCGGCGGAGCGGAGCUGUCCGCGGGGCUGCCAUGGCGAAGAUCCGGGUGUCUUAUGAGUACUCCGAGGCCGAGGACAAGAGCAUCCGGCUGGGCUUGUUCCUGAUCGCCUGCGGCAUCCUGAGCCUCUUCAUCCUCGGCUUCUGCUGGCUCAGUCCGACGCUGCAGAGCCUCCAGAGCAAGCCGGCCAACUGCACGGUGGUGUCGGUGCUGCGUCCAGAGGAGAUGUUCGAAUGCGUCUUCACCUGUGGAGCUGAUUGUAAAGGAACGUCGCUUUAUCCCUGCCUGCAGAUCUUCGUCAACAACUCGGAGUCCAACUCGGUGGCUCUGCUGCACUUCGACGAGCAGCAGCUGGUCCUGAACCCGAAGUGUUCCUACGUUCCGCCCUGUGAGAGGGACAACCAGAAGAACAAAGACAGCGUCCUGUGGUGGGAGGAUUACUUCACCAGAGAGGUCAGCAGUCAGUCCUUCACCUGCUUCUUCAACCAGCAGAGGAGACCCGAUGACGUCUUGUGGCGUCGUUCCCACGACACCAGCGUCCUGCUGCACUGCGUCCUCUGGCCAAUGGUGUCGCUGCUUCUGGGCACGCUCAUUGUGCUCCUGACGGUUUGCGCCCGCUCACUGGCCGUUCGCGCCGAAGCCCUCCAGAAGAGGAAGUGUUCCUACGAGGUUUGCCAGGACCUGUCGGCCGCCAUGCCUUCGGAUCGCCGCGGCAACAUGGCCAGAGACCCCCUGACGACAAACUCUGAUGACCCCGAGCUGUUGUCGCCGUCCAGGACCCUGCCGUUGUUUGCAGUGCCGAUUCGGCGCCGAGACCGGGAACAUUGAAGCAGAACGGAAAGAUUUUUUUUGGCGGCGUAAAAUGCGAGGACGCCACCUGCUGGAGGAGUUUCUAGAUCCGAGGUGUUGAAGAAGAUGAAGGGAAACCUGUUGCCUUCAGCAGAAACACUGUAGACAAACGUCCUGAAACUAUCGUAUGAGUAGAAUCUCCUGAGCUGCUGUUGAAGCGGUUCUGGUUGGGUUCUGAUCGCUGGUUCCACUUUGAAUCUGGUUUCUAGUCUUGAAAAUUCCAGAUUUAUUCAGCUCCGGUGCUAAAGAAUCUCUCAUCAAAUCUUCUGGUUAGUUUGUCAGCAGAAACCUUAAAGACGUGAAACUGUCUUAUCUGAGAAAACACUGACGAACAAUGAGACUAAAUAACCAAUCAGUUCAUCAGGAAAACAACCAACAGAUUAAUCCACCGUGUAAAUAAUCAAUAGUUCCAUCCAAACCUCACAUUGUUGACACCACAAAAAGGCCAAAAUUACAAAAUGAUAAAAACCAUGAAAUUACCACAAAAAACAUUUAAACCACAAGAAAGACCACACCACAAAAAGAUUCAAAAUGAACACGAUAAGACACAAAAUUACCAGAAAAACACACAAAAUGACCACAUAAAGAUGCUAAAUUACCUAAAAGAGACACACAAUUCAGCCAAGGAUUGAAAAUCUCACAAAACUACCAUGAAAAGACACAAAAUCAACACAAAAAGGUAAAAAAUCAAGACAAAAAUAUUGGAAUGACUCCAAUAAUUAUUAAAAUAGUUGCAUAAUAAUUUCAUCAGUUAAUCAGUCGACUAAUUAGUUCUAGUUCCAUUUUUGAUUUCGGAUUUUCAGGAAAACUGGAUGCAAGAUGUUUUUUCCAGCUGUUAUUUCAACAAAAUCAAUCUUGGCUCCUAAUCUGUGUUGUUUUUCAGGUCGUUUUUGUGAAAUUUAACUUUGAGAUUUGAUUGGAGAUUCAUUAAAAAGCCGUCGGAGCCCAACCAGAGAUCCGAGGACGUUCAAUCUUUACUGUAGCUCUUCUUCUACUGUAGUUUCCCUCCAAGUCCCAGUAGCCAUAAAUGUUUCUGAGAUCCUUCUGUAACCAGACUUUGACAGACCAGGCUUUAUAUAUUCAGAUAUAUAUAUAUAUAUAUAAAUAGAUAUAUGUGGAAAUGAAGGACGUCGACUGCAGCACUUUGUACCUGAACCAUGUUUUAGCUUCAUUUGUCCAGAAGAGCAUGAAGCCGGAACAUUAACUGUCUCAUUUAGAGUUUUAUUUUCAUCCAGAAAAGUCUCCAGAUUCAACUUUAAUCAUUUAAAAGACUCAAAGAAACCAGUGAGCAGGUGAAAGUCAAUAACUGGAGGUAAAUUUAAAUAAUUGAACCGACAUUGUUAAUUAUUAACGUAUUGAAAUGUGCUCAUCAGAGGCCCGUUAGCGGCUCCUGGUGAUGUCGGACCUCCUCCUAAUGACGCUCUUUGAACCGUGGAGGUGUUUGCAGACAGCAGGAACGUAAACGUUGGAGGUCAAACCGGCUGCUAAGAUCACUGAGAAACUGGAAAAACUGAAACAAAGACGAGUUUCUGUUGGUUGUUUGAUUCAAGAACUGAAUUUAAUAGAAUCUGAGAGAAAUGUGAAGAUGUUGAAGCCGAAGCUGACUGAUUUUUGUCCAAUUUUAUUUUAAAAAAUCAGAGAAAAUCAGCAAAAGAAAACGUGAAUUAUGUGAGUUUUAGCUCUCUGAACUCCAAGCAGCAGUUUCUGGGUGUUUGUUUUUAACCUCCUGUCACUGUAAAUCUAUGGAAACCUAACAUGAAGAAAAACAGAGAACUCAGAAAUGUCUUCUGUUAGUUAGAAUGAUGGAAAUCUGAAAAAAAGUUUAAAUUGGAGAAACCAAAUCAAAAACAUGCUAAAAUCCCACAAAACCAUCAGGAAAAGACACAAAAUCAACACAAAAGGUGCAAAACUAAUACAAAAACUUUUAAAAUCACGACAAAAAGCAUGAAAUAACACAAAAGGGAUUCAAAAUCACCACAAAAACAUGCAAACCCACCAUGAACAAACACAAAAUUAUUCCGAGAUGCAAAAUAACAAGCUAUGAGUAUAACACAGAAUGACACAAAUCUGAAGAAAAGAAACGGUUGAAAUUCGUGAAACCACUGCAAAAAGAUGCUAAAUUACCUGAAAUUUACACAAAAUCCCCACAAAAAGAAGCAGAAAAGCACAAAAGAUGUAAAAUAACCUGAAAAAUACUCAAAAUUACCAAAAAGAUACAAAAACACUCAAAAGUACCACAAACAGAUUCUCAAAAGUCUCAGCAUUAUCACAAAAACACUCAAAAAUACCACUAAAGCAACACAAAAGAUGUGAAAUUACUACAAAAACACUCAAAAUUGCCAAAAGAAAACCACUCAAAGAUAUUAAGACUCCAAAGAGAUGCAGAAUCGCUACAUAAAGGUCAAAUUAAAAUCAAAAAUCACCACAAAAGGACACAAUAUCGCCACAAAAUCACCGUGAAAACAAAUCCCCACAAAAAGAUGCUAAUUUACCAUAAAAUGACACAAACAAAGACUCCAAGAACCAUGGUGUUUGUGCUUUUUUCUAAAGACGUUUUCAAACCCUUCAGCAGGUUUUUGGGGUUCAGACGUUAAAAUUGUAAAAGACGCUUUCAGACUUUGAUGUCCAGGAUGAUCUGAUUCCUCUGAUCUGGUGUUCUUCCUUCUUUUAGAUAAAGUCUGAACAGAUCGUAGCGAAAACCAGCGGGUUCUAAAGAGAACGUUCCUCAGAGAGCGUAUGAAUGUAGCUUCAAGAGAAAACUGUCGGUGCCUGAAGGAAGCAAACUAAAGUCACUUUUACCUUCUUCUUCCACUUUCUUUUCUUCUUUUUUUCCCUUUUUGUCCUUUAAUCUUCAUUGCUUUCUUUCCCAGUUUCACACUAAAAUGUGUAAAAUAUGCGUUGGUCUGCAGUGUAUUAUCUAUAAAGAUAGAAAAUUACCACAGAAAGAUACCAAAUUACCUUAAAAAGACUCAAAAUUACCACCAAAAGACCUAAAAUUACCAUAAAAAGCCAUAAAAUCACCACAAAAUGGUAAAAAAAAAACUCAAAAUGACCACGAAAAGAUUACAAUUAGCUCAAAAAGGCAAAAAAUUUGCAAAGAAAGAUGUGAAAUCCCCACAAAAAGACUCAAAAUCCCCACAAUGCCAUGCUAAAGUACCACAAAAAUAAUAAAUCUCUCCAAAACAGAUGCCCAAUCACCUAAAACAAAAAAUUUAAAUUACAAGAAAAAGAUGUUAAAUCACCACCAAAGACCCAAAAUUACCUUAACAAGACUAAAAAGCAUCAUUAAAAAGAUGCAAAAUUACCGUAUAAAGACUCAAAACUACCAUAAAAACAUUCAAAAUUACAGCCAAAAUACUCAAAACAGCACAAAAAAUCAAUAUGACCCAAAAUUACCUUAAAAAGAUAAAAUUACCACAAAAGACUCAAAAUCACCAACAAAUGACGCAAAAUUCCCCCAAAAUCACCAUGAAAACAAAUCGCCACAAAAAACCGUGAAACCAACAGGAGUCAAAUCUCUAAUUUACGUCUUUUAGAGGCAUCGAACUUCAACCCUAACUGUGAACUUUUACCUGAACUGAGGAAGUUUUGUAGCAGAACGAUUCACUGUCAACCAACAUUUUCAUUGGUUUUCUUUCUUUCUUUCUUAUUCUUUUUUUCUUCCCCUGUCUUACUUUCCUUUUCCAGUUUUUUUCUGUGCUAAAAUCACAAACCUGUUGGAUAAAAACUCUGAAUCAAACCAUAAAACUAAAGGAAAUCUUUGCUGUCAGCUGUUAUUUUUCUGAUCAUCCAGGUUUAAAACGAUUCUGUUCUUUGGGUUUUCCUCCAGUCGUCCAUCCUCUCCAAAGAAAAAGUAGCUUCUUGGUAGCAUUUCUGUGUUUUUAAGAGACUUUAAGAGCUUUUCUUUGUCUGUCUGUUGGGUUUUCUAUCUGAAGCCAUAAGCUGGACUUUAAACAGGAAGUGUUUGGUCUUUCAUCGACCUUCUGAUUGAUUUUGUCUCCGACCUGUGAAAUCCUGACCAGUAUACUGUCUGUCAACUCCUUCAUCUGCUGUACUUCCAUGGUUUUUCCUGUUCUCGCUGGUUUUCCAUGAACUCUGAGUGUCGUCUGCGGGUGUUUUCUCGUCGUCCAUCUUUGUUCGGACCCUCAGCACUGUACCAUGUGACCCAGGUAGCCGCUUCGCCAUGUUUAAUAAUAAACAACUAUUGUGCCUGAUAGAGAUCUUUAAAUAAAAACACACUGUCUUCAAA